This is a messenger RNA of Kwoniella mangroviensis CBS 8507, 1080 nucleotides long. RefSeq lists its product as uncharacterized. The record is from RefSeq and is a predicted model, not a curated record. Bases 1 to 1080 code for a protein of 359 amino acids. Gene Ontology annotation, molecular function: 4-hydroxy-tetrahydrodipicolinate synthase activity. Lineage: Eukaryota; Fungi; Basidiomycota; Tremellomycetes; Tremellales; Cryptococcaceae. The transcript has 5 exons.
AUGACCGUUCCCGCUAGUUCCAAGACCCUCCCACCGGGCAUAUACUGUCCUACGGUAACUUUCUUUCAACCUACUCCAGAGCAGGAUCUAGAUGUCGACUUGCAUAUAAGACAUAUGACUUUCUUAGCCAAGUCUGGGAUUGCAGGGGUGGUCGUGCAGGGUAGUACCGCUGAGGCUGUAGCUUUAGACUACGAAGAGAGGAAGACUCUCAUCUCGACAGCCAAACAAGCUUUCCGACAAGCGGGUAACAACGGACCUAUCAUAGCUGGUACAGUCGGAGCUCAAUCUUCCAGAGAAGCUUUGAAACUAUGUAAAGACGCUUAUGAAGCUGGAGCGGAUUUCGCUUUGGUCUUACCGCCAUCGUAUUAUCCUGCUGCUAUGACUGUGGAUGCGAUUCAAGGAUUUUUCGGAGAGCUCGCCUUUGCAUCUCCCAUCCCAAUCAUCAUAUAUUCCUACCCUGGUGUAUGUAGCGGUAUCCAAAUGGACACCGACAUGAUCUGCAGAUUGGCCAAACACCCUAAUAUCGUCGGUGUGAAACAUACAGAUCAUGAUGUCGGUCGAAUAGCGAGGGAAACCGCUUUUGCCAAGCAAAAUAAUUUCGGAUCCCCAUUCACCAUCCUAGGUGGAGCGACCGACUACUUGCUAGGAGCAUUAGCAGUAGGUGGUCAGGGAGCUAUCACAGGCAUGGCGAAUGUUGCUCCCAGAGUCUGUGCCAAGGCAUUCGAAUUGGCCAAAGAAGGAAGACAAGAAGAAGCACUGAAAUAUGCUGGGGCAAUCAGUCAAGCUGAAUGGGGGAUGGGUAAAGGUGCUAUAUUAGGUACCAAGUUCAUGACUUCGUGGGCCAACUCUUACCCCUCUGACUCAAUCCUGGCUCGAAAACCCCUGGCACUUUGUCCCGAAUCGACUAAAGAACAUUGCAGAGCUGUUGGAGCUGAGAUCGUGGCGAUGGAAAGACAGUUGGAGAAGGAAGGUUGGGUAGGCGAGGCUCUUCGUGGAAGUGCGGAGAAGGUUAAUGGAAAUGGGACUGCUAAUGGGAACGGGAUCCUUGAUCCUCUGAAAAACAGCGUACCUGCUCUUUGA